GUAACUGCCUUAUCGAGGAGCAUCUUGUACACUCUACUCACCAAGAGGACGUGGCUUCAGGACAUAUAUACCUCUCGCUCGUCCUUUCUCUUGCACUUUAAUUCACCUUCAACAUAGCAUCAAUGAUGGCCAGCUUUAUGAGCUACUUUGGCACCCGACGGGACCCUAAGCAGUCGGCGAGGGAUGCUAUAGUUACACUACGGCAACAGCUGCAGAUGAUAGAGAAGAAGGAGGAGUACUUGCAGAAGAAGAUUGAUGAGGAUCUGAAGAAGGCCAGAGCGAACGCUGUUUCCAACAAGCCAGUGGCUACACAGGCUCUGAAACGAAAGAAGGCGAAUGAGGUCGAGUUGGAUCGCCUUGCUGGAACACGACUGCAGCUCGAAAUGCAAGUUAAUACUCUCGAGUCGGCGAAUUUGAAUGCGGAGACGAUGGCGGCUAUGAAGAAGGCGGCUGAUGCGUUGAAAGUCAUUCAUGGAAACAUGAACGUGGACAAGGUCGAUGCGACAAUGGCGGCUGUGAAUGAACAGAGAGCGGUGGCUGACGAGAUUGCUGAUAUCAUAUCAAAUCCCGCGUACAUAAACGCGGACUUGGAUGAGGACGCUCUCAAAGCAGAAUUGGAUGAGCUGGAGCAAGACGAGCUGAAUGAACGAUUAAUGGGCGCUGAUCACGUACCGGUGCAUAAACCGGAAUCAGUAACUGCACGGAAAGAUGCACCGGUUGCUGUCGAGGAUGAUGAAGAAGCUCAGCUCAGACAACUACAAGCAGAACUUGCAAUGUAGCUCCUUAAACCCUUCUGUCAUAUCGUCAUCUCCACUUGUUCUAUUACUUAUAUCACGAGUCUUGUAGUUUUUUGUUGAUUUCUGUUCCAAUAUUACACACACCAUUGUAUAUUCGAAGAAACGAUAUUGAGGAAGCGAAUUUCGGACAAGGUGAAGCGGAUACAUUUUGAUGUACAGGAUUUACAUAAGUUAUGGACGUUGCUGUCUUUGCUGUUGGUAUCGACAAUGAAGAUGCCCGAACAC
Guyanagaster necrorhizus is the source of this 1022-nucleotide messenger RNA. Its product is annotated as Snf7-domain-containing protein. The coding region runs from base 123 to 779 and encodes 218 amino acids. Gene Ontology annotation, cellular component: multivesicular body; ESCRT III complex; cytoplasmic side of plasma membrane. The record is from RefSeq and is a predicted model, not a curated record. Gene Ontology annotation, biological process: vesicle budding from membrane; late endosome to vacuole transport via multivesicular body sorting pathway. The transcript has 5 exons. NCBI's taxonomy places the organism in Eukaryota, Fungi, Basidiomycota, Agaricomycetes, Agaricales, Physalacriaceae.